GUUGAUCGUCUUGCCUAUUCCCCUGAUGUACAAGAAUCACAGGUUGUAAAUCUUCUAGAAAUAUUCAACAAUUUAAUACAAGACAUCACUGACCAAUCACGUUUAAUCUCAUCGUUAAUUAAUCCUCAGGAUAUAACUCCGACUGUAAGCAAUUCACCAACACCGACAACAAGUCAACCAGGAGGUCAGGUGGAAGGUGGACUACCAUCACAAACAAUGGAAACAGUGAAUGAAACAGCUCCUUCUGAAACUGUACCACCGUUGGCGACAGAACCUUCUGAAGUACCAGAAACAGCAGUGGAAUCAGAACCACAAGCAUCAGCGCCACCAAUUUCAGAGGAGAAAUUAACGGUUCAAGAAUCUGAAGUUGAACAAAAAGUAAAACACAAAACAUCACUGCCAGGACAAGAUGCAACUGAUAUGGAUUCCUAUGAAAAAGUCAAGUCACUCACAGGAUUCUCUCAACAAGUUCUGUUGACACCAGAAGUUACUGAUCUCAUAAAAACAAUCACUGAUCAUAUACGAUCAGCUAUGUACGCUGCAAUGGAUUAUCAACAACAACUGGAGAGUAAUUAUUCCUUUUAUUGGACUGAAGAUCGUACAGAAUUUAUUAAACAAUUUUGUCGUUAUGGUCGUCUAUUAACUAAAGAUGAUAUCGGUCCCACAGGGGAAAUUGAAGCGCAUGAAAAUCCGCCAACGCUAGAUCAAUUUCGUGAACAAAUUAUUAAAUAUGAUCGUGUUUUUGAAGAAGUUGAACGGAUAGAUGAUUCAAAAUUAUUUGAUUCAUGGUUAAAGGCUAAUUUGAAACCAUUUAAACAAUCCCUAUUAUCAGUGAUUAGACAAUGGAGUGAUAAAUUUAAACAAUAUCUUCUUAGUCAUGUUACAACUACUCUUGAGAAUUUACAACAAUUUGUUAAGAAUAGUCAAGCAGAUUUAGAAAUUCCUACAACUGAUAUCGAAUCAGUGGAAUAUAACAAAUUAGUCACAAUACUAGAGCGCUUAAAGUUAAUACGUGAAGCUGAAGAGGCAACAGAUGCUGGUUUUGAACCAUUAAGAGAGACUGUAGCUUUAUUAAAAGAAUUUGGUGAAGAAUUACCUGAGUCAAUGAAUAAAUUAUUAGAA
This is a messenger RNA of Trichobilharzia regenti, 1122 nucleotides long. The record is from the annotation of a GenBank genome assembly. NCBI's taxonomy places the organism in Eukaryota, Metazoa, Platyhelminthes, Trematoda, Strigeidida, Schistosomatidae.